Molecule: messenger RNA, 4101 nt
Organism: Hippocampus comes (tiger tail seahorse)
Lineage: Eukaryota; Metazoa; Chordata; Actinopteri; Syngnathiformes; Syngnathidae
Gene: ppp1r21
Product: protein phosphatase 1, regulatory subunit 21
Exons: 22
Coding region: 591-2945 (784 amino acids)
Cellular component (GO): early endosome; membrane
Source: RefSeq, a predicted model, not a curated record
UUUUCUUUGAACUCUGACCCUUGAGUUUGUGCCUGUUAGGCUUGCCGAGGAGUAAUAAAAAUGAAAGUAUUUUUGCUGAUGACUGGCUUGUCAAGGCUUUAUUUGCCAAUGUAACAACAGCUACCCCUCCUAUUUGACAGUAUUCGUGGAGAGUAGUGUGCCGGAUAACUCCGCGACGGCUUUAUUAGUGUGCUCUUUGGUGUCACCGGCUUGUGUUUUGCUACUUUGCUAACCAGUUAGCUGCUACGUGCUGUCGUCGCUGAUAAUGCUAACUCAAACACAUCCCUUUUCAAGUUCGAAGGACAUCCGCAUUUACAUCGCGUAAAUCUGAUAACCACGUUGUUGAAAAUUGUGGUUCUCACAUUUAGCGAUGUGCGCACUGCAAAUUAUUUAUUGUAGUGCAACAAGCAGCUCGCAAGAACGUCUUAUUUGGAGACUUGUUAACCUGAGCUAGCCGAGGUUUUUUAUCACUCAUUGCGUCCGUUAAGCCGAGUGGAAAGUUUUGCUCAAGUUCAUUGGGAAAUAAUUUCGUACGCAGAAGAAGGCAACAUCGCACGCGGUUUUAGGACGCGUCAGAGUUUAGAUUAAUUAUGGCUAAUGUCACGGAUCUGCAGACCAAAUACAGCAGGUUGGCACAGGAGUACUCCAAGCUGCGUGCCCAGAACCAGGUGCUGAAGAAGGCAGUUGUUGAUGAGCAGGCCAACUCUGCAUCGCUCAAAGAGCAACUGAAACAGAAGGAUCAGAGCCUUAGGAAGCAGGAGCAGGAGAUGGACAGCCUCAGCUUUCGAAACCAGCAGCUGGCGAAGAGGGUGGAGCUUCUUCAAGAGGAGCUGGCUGCUAGUGAAGCAAAGGGCAAAAGGGGAAAGAAUAAAGGAGAUUCUCCUUCACACCAUGGUGUGCAGACACAAAGUGUUUUUGACGAGGACCUGCAGAAAAAGAUUGAAGAAAAUGAGAGGCUUCACAUUCAGUUUUACGAGGCAGACGAGCAGCAUAAGAGACAGGAGGCUGAGAUGAAGACACGUCUAGAGGAGUUGGAGCGAGAAUCUCAACACCACCAGACUGUCGUGGAUGGACUUACUACAAAGUACACAGAAACCAUUGAGAGGCUGCAGAGUGACAAGGCGCGACUGGAGGUUAAAACACAGACUCUGGAGAGGGAGGGAAAAGAUUGCAGGUUGAGAACAGAGGAGUGUCAGCAGCAGUUAAGACGAUGCCAGUCAGAACUGAACAGACAACUGAAACAAAGCAGCAGCGUCAUCCAGGAGAAAGUGCCCUUCAACGACACCAAAUUUAGUGACUACAACAGUCUAAAUGUGCCGGCACACAAUCGAAGACAUCAGCUCAAAGCCCGGGAUGUGGCAGGUCAAGCCUUGAGCUUCAUUCAGGACCUGGUAGCUGGUCUGCUGAAUUUCCAUUCUUACACUGAGCAGAGAGUCCACAUUUAUCCACUGGACUCUUCUAUUGAGUUCAUUUCCCCUUUGAAUCAGAAGUUCUCUCAGUAUCUGCAUGAGAAUGCAGUGUAUGUCCGCCCCCUGGAGGACAGUUUUCUUCAGUUACACCAAAGUAUCACAGAGGACACGGUCACAGUUCUGGAGACUGUGGACAAGCUGAAGAACUUCAGUGACAUUUUCUCCACAUAUACCCGCUUCCUACAAAAGCUUCUCCCUUAUCAACUAAAAAGCCUAGAGGAGGAGUGCCAGACACCACUUUGCACUGCUACCCUUACAGUAAAGAACCAGGAACUACAGAAUGAUGUGAAGAGAGUGACUUUAGUGUUUGACAAGAUACAGAACUACAUUAACCUGUUGACCUUUCCCAGCGUUCGUCAGGAUGGAAUGCCACAAAGUAGCACCUCUGCCGUCUUCACCCAACUGGCGGCUUGCCUGCAUAGUCUUCAUGAUGUUGUUAAAGAAAUGUCCAAGCACUACAACCAGAAGGCCAGCUUAGAGCAGGAGCUCCCCACCGCCACACAGAAACUCUUCACCACUACAGAAUGUCUGCUGGGCUCCCUCGGCUCACUGACCAACAGCACAGGCAAGCUUGCCACAUUCUUCAGCAACAACUUGGAUUUCUUCACGUCAUCGGGCUACAGUCCCAGAGGAAACACAGAAGCCUUUAACCCUAUACAAGCUGAGAUAAUGCUUUCCAACAAAAAGAAAGCAGCUGCUUACAUUAAUGCGCUCAAAAAGCCCCGGCCACAGUCCGUUCCAUACAGGGAAGCGCUGUCUAAUCGCCGGAUACUCACGAGCUCCACUGAGAGUAGAGAAGGUCUCACUCAACAGGUGCAGCAGGGUCAGGAAAAGAUUGCACGUCUUGAGCAGGAAAAAGAGCACUGGCUUCUGGAAGCUCAGCUCGGGAAAGUGCGGCUUGAAAAGGAGAACCAGCGUAUUUCAGACCUGGAAGCGCAGCUCGCUAUGGCUCUUGGGGAAGGUCAGAUCUCGCAGACGUCUGCAGUCAGCUCGGUGACACAGAAGCAUGAGGAAGUGAAGACGGCUCAGAAAACUGCUGCAAAAGAAACUAUGUGCACCAGCCUGGUUGGCAUGUUGUGCACCGUGCCCUUAGCUGAGCAUGUGGGAGACGAGGAGUCCAGGGAGCAGCUGAUAAAAACUCACUACAUGACCAGAGUGGGAGAACUCACCACUCAGCUCCAGGUGUCAGACAGCAAAGCAGUGCACUUCCACUCUGAGUGUCGCGCUUUGGCCAAAAGAUUAGCCAUUGCAGAGAAAUCACGUGAAACGGUUGUCGAGGAGAUGAAACGCGCCAAUGGAAACAUCACGCACCUGCAGGAUGAAUUGAGCACGACCAAGAGGAGCUAUGAGGAUCAGCUGAGCAUGAUGAGUGACCAUUUGUGUAGUAUGAACGAGACGUUAAGCAAACAGAGAGAGGAGAUCGACACACUUAAACUGGGCAGCAAGACAAAUGCCAAGAAGAACAAAGGCCGCUAGCGGUUCCCUUCCCAAAAGUAAUGGCAACAUGAGAGCAUUUUGAAGAGACUAUGGAGCCUCCCAAAAAACAGCCCCUCUCAAUACACACCCACACUGUGGCAUCCUGGUACUAAGACCACCAUGUACCCAAUACCAGAUCACAAGCAAAGCUUCAGAGGCCUUUUCUUUCCUCCAGACACAGCACCACAUAUUUUGUGCUGGAAGCUGUUUGACCUUUUUGGCCAGAGCAGAAUAGGGCCUUCCAAGUGGAACACAGGAAAUGAAUAAAUUUGCUGACAUGAAGACCAAACCCUGUUAAUCAAUCAGCCUUUCUGUUUUUCCUGGUUGUGUGUAUGUGUGGGAAAACAAUACUGUUUUUGCUGCGUAUUGAACACAAAAUGUGAGUGCGGCUCUUUUUACAUGCACAUAUUGUUUCAUGCCUUUAUGAUAAUAACCCUUCUAACACUGCAUAUGCUAAGAAGGGCUUCCAACGAUCAACCAACAAAUUAACACUUGAAUCCAUACCUUAUUCUGGAGAGUCCUUGCAGAAGUCUGUCAAGAACCUCUGACUGAUAAACUGUUUACAUGGAAGAAAUGGACAACUAGUAGCUUGUAAAGCGUCCCGUAUGAGGGUGUGAUCAUCUUACCUUACAACAGUAGUUAACUUUGUUUUUUUUUGGUGGAUAUAACCUCCUGUUGGGAUGUUGCAGCCUCAAAAUGUAUCUUGCAAUUAUUGUAAGCAUACAUUUAUUAAAUGCAUUGAAAUAGUAAUUGUAUGUUUCAAUCUUAAAAAUGCACAUAAACGGAAUAUAACAUGUAUUCAUUACUGAACGUGCAAAUGUUUCACAAAAUAUGAAGUCUCUACUUGUUUUAGGUGUGUCUCAAAGUUUGUAUUAUGGGAUGCGUCGUUGCUUGGACUCAAAUUGUUGCUUUGACAAGCUGGUUCAUGCUGCGUGCAUUUGUGCAGCUGCACUUUCAGUUCUGGCUUGUUGUGACAUGAUGAGGUAAGGCACAGUAGCCUCUCAGUGGUUGCUUGCUGGUCUUCACUUGGGUCACAAGGAUUUGCUAACUGUUUUCACACGAUGGAAAGUACUGUACUUGUAUCCUCACAGUGUAACCUUCUCAAAAGCCCACAAUGUGUGUGCGAAUCAGAAUAAAGAGGAUUUUGUCAUUAGAA